GUUUGCUCUGAGGAUAUCAAUUAUGAGAUGCAUUAUCAUCAUUCUUUUGGAUAAUAUCCAAAUCCUCUUCGUCUAAUCAGAAAUGGCAGGUGGCUUCGCUAGCGACACAGCAGCCUUCUUGGACGCCGACACGCGUGUAGUGCCUCACCGUGCUCUGGAACAUCUCUCCUCUCUUUCCGCUGCGUCUCUCCAGGCUUUGGCGAGCGCUGCAGCCGCUGAAUUGAUUGGAAACUCUUGUUCCGGUAACACAUACACCGAACAACAGAUAUCGGUCGACAACGAGGCCUUGGCAGCCAUGUCUGCUAUCGUCGUGACUCUAGCUAGAGACGGAGGGGUACGAACACCGGUGGAUCAACGUGCACUUAGGCAACAGCUCUACACUCUUGGUGUGGAAGACGAGGACUUGCAGAUGAAACUCAUACCAGUGUUGGCUUCGGUGGUGCCAAGUGUGGAGCGUGUUCUACAAAAUACCAGCUUUGACUUCGCCCACGUGGUGGAUGUGAACUGGAGACUGGACUACGUACUGCGCUCGAGUAGUGCUGGCAGCGUUCACGAACCACUAUACUUCGUGCAUCUAAAACUGCAGUCACCUCAUACCAACGAUCCAGGGCUUCAGACUGUGGCGUUCUUAUGCUCAGUGGAAGAGCUGCGGUCGCUCGUGUAUCGUGUCCAAGAAGCUGCCAACGAGGUGGAAAAACUUACGACUGGAAACCCUUCCCAGCUUCGAACUAGCACUUGAGGGAAGUAAAACAAGGCAGAAGAAGCUAAAAUGUAGCUAUUACAACUGGAUCAAAGCUGUUUUGAACAACUUUGAGACUCAGUAGCCAUAGCGGUCGUUGUUCUGGCUAAUAACAACGCGACCCUUUUCGAGCAAUUGAAUGUCCUUCUCAAGCUGCGUCAGCUCCCUCUCGAACGUCUCUUUUCGC
Phytophthora nicotianae INRA-310 is the source of this 926-nucleotide messenger RNA. RefSeq lists its product as hypothetical. The transcript is spliced from 3 exons. Bases 83 to 739 code for a protein of 218 amino acids. The record is from RefSeq and is a predicted model, not a curated record. NCBI's taxonomy places the organism in Eukaryota, Oomycota, Peronosporomycetes, Peronosporales, Peronosporaceae. Gene Ontology annotation, biological process: sodium ion transport.